UGGAAGAAGGAGUUCCAGGAACCUUUGGACAAUGCUCUCAGGCACAGGGUGGGAUUGUUGGAGUGUCCGUGCAGGGCCAUGAGUUGGACUCUGAUCCUUGUGGAUCCCUUCCAGGGUGUCAUGGAAGGCUACAAUGGCACCAUCUGUGCCUAUAGCCAGGCUGUCAGUGGGAAGUCCUUCACCAUGCAGGGAGCUGUGGAUCCUUCCUCACAGAAAGGGAUCAUUCCCAGGGCAUUUGAACACAUCUUUGAGAGUGUACAGUGUGCUGAAAACACCAGGUUCCUACUGAGAGCCUCCUACCUGGAGAUCUACAAUGAGGAUAGAGACCUUCUAGGAGCUGAUACCAACAGAAGCUGGAGGCCUGCCCCGGUGUACAAAACCAAGGCAGUAACAGCUUGCUGCACUCUGGGAUGGCAAAGACCCAAACUGCUGUACAGGACAGAGGGAGAGUGGGAGAAGGGGACUUCUUGCUGCAGUUUCCUCUCCUUUGUUCCACCGCGGCGGUGACACGGAUUUCCAUGGCGACGCGGAUGGCGCUGGGCAGGCAGGAGCUGGGCAGAGCAGUUUCCAGGGGCUUCUGCCUGCUGAGGCUGCUCACCUGGGAGCAAAUCCAGCUCCCUGCCUCAAACCCCAGGUGGAUCUGGAAGCAGAGAAGCAGCUGAUCAGAGAAGCUGCAGGUGCUGGAGCAGCAGGUGGUCGGGGGGGAGCAGGUUCAGAAUGAGGACCUGAAGGAAAAGCACAAACAAAAAAGGAAAAGCCAGAGG
Messenger RNA from Lonchura striata (white-rumped munia), 764 nucleotides. The record is from RefSeq and is a predicted model, not a curated record. Lineage: Eukaryota; Metazoa; Chordata; Aves; Passeriformes; Estrildidae.